AUGACCCACGCGCCUAUCGUUAUCGAGACAUUAGCGGACUCUACCGCUGCAGUCUCAACGUCAACUGCGGACGUAUUGGACCGUUACACUUACUGUAAGAAACUGCGUGAGAAUGUGAGGUAUAUUCAGCCUUUGUUGCUGCAAACACAUGUCGAGCAAGGAUUACUGUCGCGCACCCAAAAUAUUGGCCAGAUGAUUCGCUCACACUUUUCGCAUUCACAGUUCAUCGUAGUAUCACUCAAAGAAGGCAUGUUCAACAACGCGAAUGUGGUCUUCCGUACCAAGUUCGUUGAUGAUGUGUCCACGGUCUCUCGUACGGUUCCAAAAUCGCGUGCUCGGUAA
This is a messenger RNA of Peronospora belbahrii, 342 nucleotides long. NCBI's taxonomy places the organism in Eukaryota, Oomycota, Peronosporomycetes, Peronosporales, Peronosporaceae. The record is from the annotation of a GenBank genome assembly.